Zingiber officinale is the source of this 1875-nucleotide messenger RNA. Its product is annotated as nuclear transport factor 2-like. Bases 295 to 1647 code for a protein of 450 amino acids. Gene Ontology annotation, cellular component: cytosol; ribonucleoprotein complex. NCBI's taxonomy places the organism in Eukaryota, Viridiplantae, Streptophyta, Magnoliopsida, Zingiberales, Zingiberaceae. Gene Ontology annotation, molecular function: mRNA binding. The transcript has 9 exons. The record is from RefSeq and is a predicted model, not a curated record.
GCGCCUCCAGAUCUCUCUCUCGCUCUCGCUCUCGCUCUCUGCACACUUGCGGCGAAUUGGAGAUAGAUCGGAGGAAAGGCUGAAAGCAAUCGACGAGGAGGAAAUCGCCAUCGAGGACGAAGAAGCGGGAUCGGAGGAAUUCGAGAGAGGAGGGAUCGAAGCCGAAAGCAAUCGCCGUCAUUCUGUCUUUUUGCUCUCAGGAUUCGGUGCUGCUGAGUCCAGUAGUGGUUUCUCGGAUCGGUCGCCUCGUUCUUUCGUCAAGGGUGGCGGAUCGAUCUCGUUGCAUUCGAAGCGAUGGCUUCUGUGUAUCCGGCUCACGUCGAUGCGGUCCAGGUUGGCGCUUUUUUUUUGAAGAAUUACUACCCGAUUCUUCAACAACAGCCAGAGCUAGUGCACCAGUUCUACACGGAAUUGAGCUCCAUGGUGCGAUUUGAUGGGACUGCAACAGAAUCAGCAACCGGGAUGCAAAUUCAUCAUCUUGUCAUGUGCCUGAAUUUUAAGGGGAUAGAGAUUAAGUCAGCCCACUCCUUGGAGUCAUGGAAUGGUGGAGUUUUGGUGAUGGUUUCUGGUUAUGUGGAACUGGAAGACUAUAGCUCUAGGAGGAAAUUUGUUCAAACCUUUUUUCUUGCUCCCCAAGAGGAAGGAUAUUUUGUUCUCAAUGACAUUUUUCACUUCCUUGAAGAGGAACAUAUUCAUCAGCACCCAGCAGCCCUCAUGCCUCAAGGUGAAUUUGAGACUGAUAUGAAGGAGUCCAGUCCUGCAUCAGAAACAGUGUCAGUUCGUGACUACACUCCGGGAGAAGUUCAGGCUCAGGAUAUGGCACCUCCAAUUCAUGUGGAAGAAAAUGUCACUGCUGAGAAAUAUAACACUGUUGAAGCACCACAGCAACUUUCAGUUUCUGACGAAAGAUUAGAUGAGCCUCCUCAAGAUAGUGCUUCAUACCCAGUUGCCUUGGAGACAAUGAGAGAGCCGUCGCCUCCCACUGCUCCUGAAGAGCCUGCUGGAGAGCCUACUAAGCACACAUAUGCCUCCAUUCUUCUUGCUAAAGGCCAAUCUGGUUUACCCACGCAUCAACUGGCGGUUGCCAAGGGCUCUCAAAUUACUUCAGAACGGGCUCAUUCCACACAACCAAUUCCCCAGCAACCACAGCCGGCUAUCAUUUCUGAGAAGUCUGGCUCUGAGUCAAUUGAGGAGGUUUUACUAGUUGAAGAUGAAGGCGAUAUAAAAUCUGUCUAUGUUGGCAAUCUUCCUUCAUCUAUUUCAAUUUCAGACCUUCAGCAAGUCUUCAAGCACUUUGGUAAAUUAAGACCAGAUGGUGUUUCUAUUAGAAGCCGCAAGGAAUCUGAUGUUUUCUAUGCUUUCAUUGAAUAUGAAGAUGUCAUCGGUGUACAGAAUGCACUUAAGGCAUCUCCAGUGCAGAUAAAUGGGAGGUUGAUUCAUGUUGAGGGAAGAAGACCUAAUAGUGGUAUUUCACGUGGAAAGAGAGAGAGAGGCAGAGGCAGAGGAUACCCCUCUGAGGCCUCAAGAGGGCGUGGUGGCGGUCGGAUUUUCAGCCGGGGCAGCAGGCCUCAAGAUAGCGAAAGGGACUAUACGAGUCGGUCCAGAGGAAAUGGUUAUCCUCAACGAGUUCAAGACAGAGGUUACUAGGCGCUCCAGCUCCCAAAGACGGAACAACGAUAAGCUUCGUUAGCUUCCCAUUACAUGGGAAAUACUGCUGUCUCCAGGUGUAUGUUUUCUUUUCAGCAAUUCCAAGUAUAUUUGUAUGCUGCUUUUCUGGAGUGUAAUUUAUAAUUUCUAUUUUGUGGAAUGACAUUGCAUGUAGAAGAAUCAUUUUAUGUUUGCUCCUCAAUUGCUUAGGAUGAUUUUGUUUUUCAA